Messenger RNA from Echinococcus granulosus, 1035 nucleotides. RefSeq lists its product as hypothetical. Gene Ontology annotation, molecular function: protein binding. The record is from RefSeq and is a predicted model, not a curated record. NCBI's taxonomy places the organism in Eukaryota, Metazoa, Platyhelminthes, Cestoda, Cyclophyllidea, Taeniidae. The transcript has a single exon. Bases 1 to 1035 code for a protein of 344 amino acids.
AUGGACUCGAAGUAUGCUGGUGGAAGUCAGCUUAUGCACUUUUUGACCGAUGAAACCGGUGCCAGGUGCGGCGAUUUCACAUUCAACGAGCACGACUUGGUGCUCACGUGCUCUCGUGAGGUGAACCUGAACGAUCAACCCGCCCAAAUCAUGGUUAGUCAUCCCAAGAUUCCGGGUCUCUCGUGGGUGAUAUUUUUCUACCAAACUGGGCCCAAUCAGUACCAACCACGAAUCGCCUAUGAUUUCCCAAGCUACUUGCGCGGUGACUGUGAAGUCUGCAUUCAGUUUGCUGGUAUGCACUGGAUGGUGAAGCAUAAAUUUGAGGGAAGCUCGUGGUUAACCACUUCCCUAGCACCCAAAGUUAUGAAUGAGCGUUGGGUUACUCUGGGAACAGUGAAAAAGGCUGACGUUCGCAUUAACAUCACUAAGAUUUGGUUUAAGUUUCCCAUAUUUACUGCUUGUUGUCAUCCGAUUAAAACGAAGAGGACAGUUCGUCUGCCGGAUUUCACUAUGCCAGAUCAUUUUGCGGACGUACAGCUCGUACCACAGGAUCCCAACAAUCGAAAACUCUUUGCCCAUCGUCAAGUCCUAGCUAUGAAUUCUCCCUGGUUCUACGAGCGUUUCCGACACGCUGCUAGUCUCAAUUGUGGUGAUAUUGGACCUAUUAUCGCAAUUCCCUUUGAUUUUGAGUGCGUUCACAAUUUCCUUCGUUUCAUUUACCCAAAUACCGAUUUCCAAAUCGGUCCUCUUAAUGUGGAGGGUCUUAUGGACAUGGGAAAGGAGUAUCAGAUACCCUAUAUAAUUCGACAAUGCGAGAAGUUUCUGUACAGGUAUAUGGAGGGUGGAUCGGCAGUUCUGGCCUACUAUCUGGGUCGCAAGCAGGAGCUGCCAGCUCUUCAAGACGCCGCUCUGCUCCACUUAGCCGAGUUGAACUCAUCACAAUUGCGGUCGCGCAUCGCACUUGACAUGAAAGACAAAACUGCUGACACACAGGAGAUUCUUCUCAACGACCUAUGCGUUCGCCUCUCCGGUUAA